AAGUAUCGGAUUGUGAUGUAGUCACUGUGUUGUACUUUACUAUGCUUUUUGAGUACGUGAACGCGUCAUACAUCCACCCGGUGCCGCUGUGUUAUUGAGAGGUCAUACAUUUCCCACAAACCGCAAAGAAUAAGCACGAGUCAAGAUGUCAGGAGAGCUGUCAACAAAUAUUAACAUCAAGGAGCCUCGAUGGGAUCAGGGCACAUUCAUGGGACGUGCCAAGCACUUCUUCAUGGUCACAGAUCCGAGGAACGUCCUGUUGUCCUCUGAGACCCUGGAGGAGGCCAGAGUGAUUGUGCAUAACUAUAGAGCCGGUGUGGUGAAGCCUGGUCUGACUGAAGAUGAGCUGUGGAGAGCCAAGUACAUCUACGACUCCGCCUUCCACCCAGACACUGGCGAGAAGAUGUUGGUGAUUGGACGGAUGUCUGCUCAGGUGCCAAUGAACAUGUUCAUAACGGGCAGCAUGCUUACCUUCUACAGGACGACUCCGGCCGUGGUCUUCUGGCAGUGGGUUAACCAGUCCUUCAACGCCAUUGUCAAUUACACCAACCGCAGUGGAGAUGCCCCCAUCACUGUAAACCAGCUUGGUGCUGCCUAUGUUAGUGCAACUACAGGAGCUGUGGUCACUGCCCUGGGACUCAAGUCUCUCACCACGCGUCUCCCUCCAAUCGUCAGUCGUUUUGUCCCCUUUGCUGCUGUCGCUGCUGCUAACUGCAUCAAUAUUCCCUUCAUGAGACAGAGGGAGUUGAAGUAUGGAAUCCCAGUGACUGAUGAGAAUGGAAACAGAUUAGGGGAAUCAGCUAAUGCUGCUAAGCAGGCCAUCGUGCAGGUGGUGGUGUCCAGGAUCGGCAUGGCCGUACCAGCAAUGGCCAUUCCUCCUGUCAUAAUGAAUGCCCUGGAGAAGAGGGCUUUCAUGAAGCGCUUUCCAAUACUUAACGCGCCGAUCCAGGUGGGACUCGUCGGUCUGUGCCUGGUGUUUGCAACUCCUUUGUGCUGCGCCCUGUUCCCACAGAAGAGUUCUAUGAGUGUGAGCGGACUGGAAGCAGAUCUGCAGGAGAGGUUACGACAGACCAGUCCUCAAAUCACCACCGUUUACUUCAACAAGGGCCUGUAACUGCAGCUGACACACACUCCUACACACACAUGCACACACACAGGGCAGGCAGACACUCACAGAAACGCACACGUCCCCUGUCUUGUGGGCACAAUUUAGAUGGCAGAAACACUUAUUUAUGCAAUUUCUUUGUGUUUGUGUUCUGCUAAAUGUUUUAUGUUGAUGUUUUUGUUUGUUUGUUUGACUACAUGGAGCUGCUCAAAGUGUGAGGGUUACUGAUGACAAGUAUUUAGUAAAAAAAAGGGGAAAUGAGACACUGAAAUGAAACACUCUAUAGACAUGAGCUACUUACCUUGUUGUAGUGUUUUUUGUUGUUUUGUUUUUUUUUUUGUUAUUUUCUGGUCAAAACUCCUAGACGUCAUGUAGUGGAAUUUGUAACUCCUAAUAAUAUUGGCUAAUAACUAAUUAUCUAUUCUGGUUUAAAUUCAAAUAUUUUAUGCAUCAAAAUCCAUCUUAAAAUUUAACAAUAGUUUCAAGUGUUCAUUUUAAGAUGACACAGUGAAAACACAUUAGAGACACAUUUAUGUCUCUAAUGUUAACAAUGCAUCUGAACUAGAAUUAAUGGAAUGUUAAUUAGGGCUCAAUAAUCCAGACUCUGGUGAUUCAUUUCUUUUUGUGUGGUUUUUCUGCUUUGCUGUCGUCCUCAUGUGUCCAAUCUUUUUUUUUUUUUAAGUGUUCUUAUGCAACUCUGUCUCUUCAGUCCUUGAGAAAGAAGAGCUGGGUUUAUGUGACAAAAGUGAUGGUGAGUCUAGUAAACACAGUCAGAUGGUAUAUUAGUGUAGAAGGAGGAUAUUGUAUUGCAAUCACUUUAUAAACUCCAGACCUCACUCACUUGAUCUCAGUGGAGUAUUGAUGAGCUUCUUAUUGUGGUAGUUGGUGCUGUAAAGACUUGGAUCGGGAUCAUAGUUCAAACGUGUUUUAUUAGGGUUGGUGCUUCAGCAGGUUCUUAUAUGUACAAUAUGCAGGACGUCAAUGUUCGUGACAAUUUAGUCAAAGUGUCUUCUCCUCCUGAAGUUUAAAAUAGCCAUGCAUUCAUAUACAGAUAUAUAGCAUAAUUAUUUAAAAUACAUAAACUCCCAUUGAUGCCAGACAAGAUCUCCCUCUUGUAAAAGGAAAUCAUAUAAACUAAUGUUCCACAACCAGAAACAAAAUACUAUUUUGCAAAAAAUAAGUUGUCGAAUAAUUACAGGUAGGGGUUAGCAUUGCUAUAGGUAACAAACUAGAAUCACUUUAGCUUUCUAUUAUUUAACACCGUGGACAUUAUACUAGUAGUUUUCAUAGAAAUCCUGCAUGUCAGCUAAUAACAAUAAUAAUAAUAAUCAAAGUUUAUUUGUCAAGAGGUGUUGUCGAGAAGCAGGGUAUUUAAUGUGAUGCUACAUCUAGCUCUUUGCUAACCUGGAAGGUGGUGAUGGUGAUGCUAGCCAGCCAUUGAUGUUUUGUUGUACCAAAUAAUAAAGGCAGUGUUUUUGGACAGGUAGAAAAAAAAAUGCUUAUACUUUGCACCAGCUCUAUCGAUGCUUCCAUUAUGUGGACAGAUUCGGAAUUGCGGCUCAAACAGGCCCAGUUUUAUAAACAUGCUUCAAAUAUGUAUGCAAAAGUGUUAGGUGGGUGUGUACAUUUAAUACCUGUUUUAUGAAGCUUUUUUUUCAGUCAUUUUAAGAAAAUUUAAAAGAACCAGAAGUUGAAUUUACAAAACGUCUAAAUUAAUAAAUAUAAUGUUGUUGAAUACAAUCGUCUGGUUCUCUACAUUAGCCUAAAAUACUAUAAGUUAAUGUGUACACACCUGCCUGAAACACACAGCGGUGUAGCUGACCAUUGUAGAUUCAUAGUCAUAUACUCUACAAGUAUGUGCUUUGUCGUUCACAGUUAAUCUAUAUUUUUUCCUGAAAAUUUAAAAUAUAUGUGUUUAAAUAAUAAAUAUAAUUACACUUUAAUAUACCAAACGUGCGUGAGAAAUGCCGGGGAUCUUAGCUUGAAUGCACAACAACCAGAGGGCGCCAAAUACGCAUAAAAUAAUCACGAUUCUUUGUCGUUAGAGAUUGUUCAGUCCGUUGUUCUACUUGAAGUCACUGAAGUCUGAGUUUGUACAAUCAUUCAGCCGAUGUUACGUGAUUGUAGCAGCUGUACAUGGACCGAUGUUUCUAUGGAAAAUCUUUGUAGACACAAAUGAAUGCACAAAAACGUCCUUUUGCUUAUUCCAAAAUUGUUACUUUAAAGUUAUUUACUUUGUCCUUUCCACCAGAAGUUACUCUUUUCAAGUGUUUAUUGAUAAACUCUUUGUAUAAGAAGAACUUAAUAUCUGACCACAUUUACACUCAACCUCUGCGUUGCCGGGUCAAACUGACGAUGCGUCACUGAAGCGUGAUCACAUGCACUGCUGCAGGACAGUGGUUCACACCAACUAACUCCACUCCUCACACACAUUUAUUUGUACAUACAGAAAGUUAUCGUGUGCUGUUUGUUUCCUGCUAAGGGUGUAAAUGCACAAUAUAACCUUGUCUGUGCUUCUGUAGGUGGAUUGUUGUUGCUUUAAAAGAGGGUGUAUUGAGGAUUGGUUUACUGUUUGUGUAUUGUGCUGAAUAAUGAGUGAGUCUAGUUACUGCUAAUCUAAACAAAUUUACUAUUAACCAGCAUUUGUUUUUAUUAACCAAUGACUCAGUAUUUGACUGUGUUUCUGCCGUUUUGAAAUGUCAAUAAAUGUCAAGAACAAAACUGAUGGUUAUAGUGUGGGAUAAAAAAAUAAAUUGUACAUGGGUUUAAA
Molecule: messenger RNA, 3875 nt
Organism: Cynoglossus semilaevis (tongue sole)
Lineage: Eukaryota; Metazoa; Chordata; Actinopteri; Pleuronectiformes; Cynoglossidae
Gene: sfxn3
Product: sideroflexin 3
Exons: 11
Coding region: 146-1114 (322 amino acids)
Biological process (GO): serine import into mitochondrion; monoatomic ion transport
Cellular component (GO): mitochondrial inner membrane
Molecular function (GO): monoatomic ion transmembrane transporter activity
Source: RefSeq, a predicted model, not a curated record